This is a messenger RNA of Synchiropus splendidus (mandarinfish), 4990 nucleotides long. RefSeq names its product ELAV like neuron-specific RNA binding protein 3 (gene elavl3). The record is from RefSeq and is a predicted model, not a curated record. Gene Ontology annotation, cellular component: ribonucleoprotein complex. NCBI's taxonomy places the organism in Eukaryota, Metazoa, Chordata, Actinopteri, Syngnathiformes, Callionymidae. The transcript is spliced from 8 exons. Gene Ontology annotation, molecular function: RNA binding. The coding region runs from base 494 to 1651 and encodes 385 amino acids.
GCCAAUGAGCAGCGCGCUCCGCCAGCAGGAGGACACAUAAAAGAAGAACAUUGCAGCAGAGGCACAGAAGGAGCCUGAGAGAGGAGCCGGGAAUUACACACACACGAGCGCGCACACAAAACACAGCCGAGUCAGAACACCCUCCCCUGGACACACCCUGCUGAGGAUCACUGCUUCUCCCCUCUUUUUUUUUUUUUUUUUUUUAACUUAACCAUCGCCCACGCUGCUUGGAGACAACGCUCUCCUUCAUCAUCAUCCCCUCCGCCGCCGCCGCCGCCCGCCAUCCAGCAGAAAAGCCCUGUCUCCUCAUUUUCAUCCUUUAGAGGACUCCUACAAUCUCCGCGGGCUGAGAUCCCUUGGUGAAGAGCAGAUUUUUUUUUCAUUUUUUUUUUCCUUUUUUUGAUUUUUUUGGGGGGACUUCUGACUGGCCAUACAUCGCUGCUCAAGAUUCAAGAGGAGGAAGGACCUAGAUCUCUGUCAUUGCACGUCAAGAAUGGUUACUCAGAUAAUCAGCACCAUGGAAACCCAGGUGUCCAACGGUCCCAGCGGAACAAGCCUGCCCAACGGUCCAGUCAUUAGCACCAACGGCGCCACAGACGACAGCAAAACCAACCUGAUAGUCAACUACCUGCCUCAGAACAUGACCCAGGAGGAGUUCAAAAGCUUGUUCGGAAGCAUCGGCGAGAUAGAGUCCUGCAAGCUUGUCAGGGACAAGAUCACAGGUCAGAGUUUGGGAUACGGCUUUGUAAACUAUGUGGAUCCAAAUGAUGCGGACAAGGCCAUCAACACCCUCAACGGUCUGAAGCUGCAGACGAAAACAAUCAAGGUAUCAUAUGCUCGGCCAAGCUCCGCCUCCAUUCGAGAUGCCAACCUUUACGUGAGUGGACUACCCAAGACCAUGAGCCAGAAGGACAUGGAACAGCUCUUCUCUCAGUACGGUCGCAUCAUCACAUCCCGCAUCCUGGUGGAUCAAGUGACAGCAGGCAUAUCACGAGGAGUGGGAUUCAUCCGGUUUGACAAGCGAAACGAGGCAGAGGAAGCCAUCAAAGGUCUGAACGGACAGAAGCCUCUGGGUGCCGCGGAGCCCAUUACGGUCAAGUUCGCCAACAACCCCAGCCAAAAGACAGGCCAGGCUUUGCUGACUCAGCUGUACCAGACCGCUGCCCGCCGCUACACAGGCCCCCUCCACCACCAGACGCAGCGCUUCAGCGUGAUCCCUUCACUCGGAAAGGGACCAGAUCCAAAUAACAGCUCAAAACCAAUACUCGACAAUUUACUAAACGCCAGCUACGGAGUCAAGAGCUCUCCCUCUCUCUUCCCCAGGUUCUCUCCCAUCACCAUCGACAGCAUGACCAGCCUCGCCGGCGUCAACCUCACUGGCCCCACCGGAGCCGGCUGGUGCAUCUUUGUGUACAACUUGUCCCCCGAGGCGGAUGAGAGCGUCCUGUGGCAGCUGUUUGGGCCGUUUGGCGCCGUCACCAACGUCAAGGUGAUCCGUGACUUCACCACCAACAAAUGCAAGGGCUUUGGCUUCGUGACCAUGACCAACUACGACGAGGCGGCCAUGGCCAUCGCCAGCCUAAACGGCUACCGCCUGGGUGACCGCGUGCUGCAGGUUUCCUUCAAGACCAGCAAGCAGCACAAAGCCUGAGAGAGCGACAGACGGCUGCUUGUUCGACCUGCGUGAGAGCAACCUGAGCUCCCUGCGCCAUCACUCUAUGGGCCUGGACUUUCUCUCUGAUGCAUUCUCACACACACACACACACAUCCAUACACACAAGUCAAAUGUCCGAACACACACACACACACACCGCACACUAGCAAAGUUUUUCUUUUCUCUCUACACGACAUGCUAAGUCCUUCCCUUAUAUUUGCCUGGAUUGAAUUAGAAGAGGGACGUCGCUGUUUUGGGGGCGGGGCCAGAGCUAUCUAUCUCGGAGACAGUCUAACGAAUGUGAUAAAGAAUGUGUUGUGAUUGAAUUCAGGCAAAUAGGUAAACAAAAAGGCAAAGAUAAAAAAUAUGUGCAAUUUACCCAAAACUCUUAAACCCACCACCUCUCCCGUGACCUCGCUGGGGAGGACGUAGUCACUUUUUUUACACUUGGGCAUUUUGAAUCAGCGAUUUUUUUAGAUCAAAGAAAAUUAAAAAACAGUGUUCUCUUAUAUACAUCUAUUAAAAUAUAACUAUAUAUUCAAUAUAUGAGGUGGUUAUAAUAGCCGAAUAUGUAAGCAUUUUCUAGAAACUUUGACUACUGUUUCCUGACCUGCAUUAGGUGGUGCCUAGUGUGUAAUGACAGUUUCUCUACCCUGUGUGAGCAUGCUAGCUCAGACCCAUUCUUAUUUAGCUGAUCUCAUCAAUACCGGAGAAGAGUUAUCUGCGAAGGCCACACGAAGCACUCUCCCUUCCCCCGACACCUAACUGCAAAACCGUCAUAUCACGACCAGCUAACUCUUUCGCUAACAAGUGCGCGGAAACACUUGUGCAACAGUCCAGUCGCGCCAAAAAGGGAAAUAGCAGUGUCCCUCCUUUGAUGUGUUAUGUAUCGAUUUUUGCAUUGGAAUCCGACGACUGUUGAGCUUUUUUUCGGUCAUUAUUUAUCGCAAACAUGACAAGAAAAAUUAUUCAAACGGCAAGAAAGACGAGGAGCUACGUAGUGUCCUUUGAUCUGCGCUUCUAAAUUGGAUUCCACGUAUCAAAAUAUAUGCAAAUAUUAAGUGUAUUUAUCGCCCCUUUUCGGGUUUGUGGAGCGAGACUGAUGCCACACCAUAGGGAGAGCUAAUGUCUGUCACCAUCCGCACCUUAUCAUGGACAACCAGUCAACUUUAUCAACAUGUAUUUGCCUUUUCUAAACGACGCUGUGUUCACCAAAGAGGUCCGGCCUCUUUGAAAGGAUUACAUUAGAAAUACGUCUAUUUUUAUACAUACAACGGAGCAAGAACCUUGUGCUGAAUUUUUACCGGUUCCUUGGAAACGAUUAGGACAUGGCAUGGCUUCACUUGGAAAACCUCUUGGAUCUUCGCAGAGCAAGAGGCGGGGCAGGCAUGCGAGUGUGGGGGCGGGGCUUUGGAGAGGGGACCCAGGAGGCUAUUUGAGCUGAAGAUUUGGACUGAAAAUGAUUCAAGGCUUGAAAUUGAAGUCGCUUAAAUCCGAUUCUACCAAUAAGCCUGGUGAUGUGAACGGACGGAGUGCUCGCACACACUCCCCUCAAACAGGCGACAAAAAAAAUAAAAUAAAAUUGAGCAUGAUUCUAGUUAAAUUUCCUUUGCCAAAGAAUCGCUUUGCAAGUGGUGACAGAUACAUAUUGUAAAUCCGUUAUUUAUCGAAUAUGGACCCUCGGACAGUUUCAUUUUGUUUGACUAUAAGUUUCGCAUAUACAUCCGCAUUUGUUUACUAUUUACACCAAAUGCUGACGCAAAUCUAGCUGCACGUAUCUCAUGUAGAAAUGUACUAAAACGAGCAUAUCGGAGAAAAUAUUUAUCUUCCCAGCCACUUAUAUCACCCCGUCAGUUUCACGGCCAAUAAAAAGGAGCAUCGCGCUAAACAACAUCGUACUGUUUCAUCCGCUAACUGGUGGCUUCACAGCGAGAACUCAUCUUUAGGUCGGUCACACCCUACACAUACAAGACUCAGUAGAGAACCAAGGACCAUGGCAGGAAACAGUACCACUACACUGCUUGAGCAACAAUAAUCAUUUUAAAAAUACAAAAAAGAAAAAAAAAAACUUUCCUAUGGAACAGUGAGUGCAAUGUGCUUUGUUUUUAUAUUGACUGAGAACAAAUGAUAUAUAUUUUUAAAAAAAGUAAUUAAACGUCACACUGAAAAGGUUAGCGCACCAGUGAAAGGAACACAAGCUCAUUGAGAAGAGGCGAAGCGAGGAGAGCAUUGAUCGAUCAAUAUCCAGAAUUACUUCCUUACCCCCUUGAGAAACAAACAGUGCUCCAGCCAGCAUGAACAAACUACAUAUCUGGCCGAACAGAGGAAUUCUUUGAAAGGAAUACUGUCGAGGAUAUCAUCAGUUUCAGCCCAUGUCAAGUUCAGAUAUCAUUUUUUCUUUUUCUGUAAUCGAUUGCUUUCAUUGACACAUCAGGACUCACAUGUUAAAUUAGCGUAUUUGUGUUGUUGAUGUUGCCAUAGAAAACACACAUGGGUCAAGAUUAUGUUCGGUUGCAUCGAUUGGGUACAAAGUUUGUUCUUUCUUUUCUUUCAUUAUGGAAUUAGUUGCAGUUUUUUAACAGUGUAUGCAGAUUUUAGACUUAGUUAGAUCCUUUGAUUUCAAUCAAACUGUGUUCGAUUGUGUUUGUAAAAGUCUGUGGUAGCUUUUGUUGCAACAUAAAAAUAAUUUAAAGAGAAAAAAUUUCAAAAUAGCGCCGACAAACUUGUAUUAUUUGGGCGACUUUAAGCUUGUAGUUUUAACUUAUUGUUAACUUAAAAACUAUUUAUUAUUAUUAUGAUUAUUAUUAUUGCCUCGUAUAAAGUAUGUUUUGUGUAUAUUUAUGGUUUAUUUCCUUAUAUUUGCAAGUUUAAAAGAUCUUUAAGUUUUGCCAAAAUUGUGGUUACACCGGUUCUUUUCUUAAAAAGGGGGACAAAUAGAAAAACAGCUUUAGAAGUACGAUUUGGAAAUGUUCUCCAUAGUCAAAGAAUGCACUGCUAUAUUUAACUAAUUGAAGUGUAUAAACAUACAUGCUGUGUGCUAGAUGUUAUGCCUUUACUGCCUGUGUUCUGUUUGUCUUGUUAUAUGAAUAUCUUUUAAUUAUUUAAUAUAAUCACAGUCUUGUUUUCGCAACCACUCGGCGAAGCCCCAGAUGCAGGACACCCCCCACCCCCGACUGGAUUAAGGACCGAUUCAGGAUCCUGACUUUAGGUGGCAAGAUGCUGUUCCUGUUUUAGUUGAAUCACACACGCCGCUGUUCUCUUGUUAAGAACACGGCACUGAUGUCAUAUGAAAUUUGUGCAAUUGGGACACAAGGAAAAAAAAAAAAUGGAGUCAGC